AUGUCUACGAACCCCAUGGCCGCUGCCAGCGCCUGGACUGACCGAACGUCGAUACCACACUUCAUCCGGGGAAUAUUGAAGGCUGACGAGAAAAGUGGCCGGUACGUUGGGACGACCGACGAUUUCGCAUGGUGUCGCACUGGCGAAGGGGCCACAGAGGAGGGAGACCUAGGGGCGACCCGACUCCUGAUCUGGAGUGAAGGGCUGAUCUCUGGCCAGCGUCCAGGAUGGGUCAGAGUCACUCGAGCUCCUUUCCUGGCGUCUGACGGCUCCAUGUUGCACGGCGGCGAAUGGGCGACUCUGUUCGAACAAGGCUCCCAGAUACGCAUCCGGCCAGUGACCGAAGGGCUGGAUACGAGAGGUGUCGGCUACUCGGAGAGCCAUGGCACCUCAUCUUUCGAUGCCGGGUCAGCACCGUGCUUUGUCUGCGAACCCGAUGGGUCGCUCAACGUAUACAAUGCUGCUCGACCGCAGAGCAUGUCACCGAUUGCGUCCCGGGCUGCCAGCAAGCUGAUGGCCCAAGGCUAUGGGAUGGGGCUCUGGCUGGAGGGGAUGGGAUGGGUCCCAAAUGGCGGCGAGUCAUCCUCCCAGAUACAUCCACAUGGCGUGCCACGGAUGUUCACAGCAGAGGAACAGGCCGCAGCGCUGGAAGCCAAGCACCAAUAG
Messenger RNA from Dioszegia hungarica, 666 nucleotides. RefSeq lists its product as uncharacterized. Bases 1 to 666 code for a protein of 221 amino acids. The record is from RefSeq and is a predicted model, not a curated record. Lineage: Eukaryota; Fungi; Basidiomycota; Tremellomycetes; Tremellales; Bulleribasidiaceae. The transcript has 2 exons.